This is a messenger RNA of Aureococcus anophagefferens, 636 nucleotides long. RefSeq lists its product as hypothetical. The record is from RefSeq and is a predicted model, not a curated record. NCBI's taxonomy places the organism in Eukaryota, Pelagophyceae, Pelagomonadales, Pelagomonadaceae. The transcript has a single exon. The annotation marks the transcript as partial.
GCGCAGCUCGCGCGGUCCGAGCGGUGCCUCGUCGACGCGCGCCUGCUCAGCGACGCGGAGAAGUGCCUCGAGGGCGACUGCGUCUACGCGCCGGGCCUGCUCGCGGGCGACGCCUUCGGGACCGCGCUGAGGCUCGCCGAGGAGCUCUCGCGGCACGCGUCGGGCGGCGUCGUGUCGUGGAGCAGGCACCUCAAGCACGAGUCGCCGUCGUUCUCGCGGACUUUUUCUUCAGUGGUGGCCCAGCUGUCCCGCGAGUUCGACGUCGACGUCUUCGCGACGCGGCUGAACUUCUACCGCGACGGCGGCGACUGGAAGCCGUUCCACCGAGACUCCCACGCGUACUGCGGCGACGCCAAGGAGGAUUUUACCAUGGGCGCGAGCUUCGGCGACGCGAGGGAUUUGGCCUUCCGCCACGGCGCCGGCGGUUAUGAGUUUUCCUUUCCCCAGCGCGACGGCGACGUGUUCGCGUUCGGAUCGUCGACGAACGAGGCGUUCCUUCAUGGAAUCCCGAAGCUCCGCAGCAAGAAAUUAGGCGGCCCGCGCUUCUCGAUCAUCGCCUGGGGCCGGCGGCGAAGGCUGACGUCGAAGAACUCGACCAAAGCGGAGCGCGACGCCGCGGAGGAGGUCCGGGCGUAC